AUGUCAUCAUCCUUCGCCAACACCACCAACCGCCAUCGCGGCACGAUCUCCCAGCCCGCCCUCGUCGAACUGGCCAAUGACAUAGAUAUCGGCAGCUACCCUCUCCGUGCUCGCUUCAAGCUCCUCGUUUCGGCUCUACUGGCUUGGAAGAUCACGUGCAAACGACUUCGGAACCUGAACGGGCUUAAGGGGCGCCUAGGAGCAGAUUGUGCGCUUAAACCCGGUUUUGAGGGUGUGAGGAAGAGGGAGGUGGCGUCCCCUCGUGAUUCUGCGGGCGUUAGGAAGAUAGGGAAGCAGGUGAAAGUUAUAGGUGAGGGGGAGGGCGAGAAGAGGACAAGAGGGGUUUUUGGGGGAGAGAGAGAGAGGAAGUGGGUAUUGUUGGGGAAAGGGGAGGGGAGUCGGUUGAGGGUUGCGGUCGACGGGGUUGGGGGAAUAGGGGUGAGGGAGGAAGGGGUAGAGAGGAUGAAGGGGGCAUUGAGGAGAGAGACGGAGUUUUGGGGGAAGUAUAAGGUGGUGAGAGGUGGGGUUGAGAUUUUGAGGUGA
Molecule: messenger RNA, 543 nt
Organism: Lindgomyces ingoldianus
Lineage: Eukaryota; Fungi; Ascomycota; Dothideomycetes; Pleosporales; Lindgomycetaceae
Exons: 1
Coding region: 1-543 (180 amino acids)
Source: RefSeq, a predicted model, not a curated record